Molecule: messenger RNA, 410 nt
Organism: Mycetomoellerius zeteki
Lineage: Eukaryota; Metazoa; Arthropoda; Insecta; Hymenoptera; Formicidae
Product: major royal jelly protein 4-like
Exons: 2
Coding region: 1-345 (114 amino acids)
Source: RefSeq, a predicted model, not a curated record
AUGGGACAUUCUCUAUUUGCUCUGCCAAUUCUGUCCAUGGCGAUUGUGAGCUUUGGAUUCGAAGUAAAUGUUGUUCAUAAAUGGAAAUAUUGUCAGUACGAAUGGAAAAGUGAGCAGCGGAAGGAAGACGCGAUAAGUUCUGGUGCUUACAGCUCCUACAUGAGCAUGUUUAUCAAUGCAGAAAAAGCAAAUAAUGGUAGAGUAUUCGUUACUACGUCAAGAGAAAUUGACCCUAGUUCACCUGCCACUUUGGUGACAGUGACUGAUAAGAAAGGAUCAGGAAGUCCACUUUUACAUCCGUAUCUGUCAUGUGUUAGCGCUGAAGAAGUCGUGUACGACGUAUAGAUAUAAAGCGAUAAACGAAUAGCUAACACACAUUCCACAGCAAUUCACAUAUAACAUUAAAGCAA